This is a messenger RNA of Danaus chrysippus (African queen), 417 nucleotides long. The record is from the annotation of a GenBank genome assembly. NCBI's taxonomy places the organism in Eukaryota, Metazoa, Arthropoda, Insecta, Lepidoptera, Nymphalidae.
AUGUCUGGACCACUACAAGACGUGGUAGAAGAAGACGCGGCGGAUUUACAAUUUCCAAAAGAAUUUGAAAAUGCCGAAACUUUACUAAUAUCCGAAGUCGAUAUGUUACUAGAGCAUAGAAAAGCACAAAACGAAUCCGCGGAGGAGGAACAAGAAUUUUCUGAAGUUUUUAUGAAGACACUGACCUACACAAACAUGUUUAAAAAGUUUAAAAACAAAGAGACCAUAACAGCAGUAAGAAACUUAUUGCAAUCCAAAAAAUUACAUAAGUUUGAAGUAGCCAGUUUAGCAAAUUUGUGCCCUGAAACACCUGAAGAAGCUAAAGCUCUUAUUCCAUCACUUGAAGGAAGGUUUGAAGACGAGGAACUCAGAAUAUUGUUAGAUGACAUACAAACGAAACGAAGUAUUCAAUACUAA